Molecule: messenger RNA, 5973 nt
Organism: Lindgomyces ingoldianus
Lineage: Eukaryota; Fungi; Ascomycota; Dothideomycetes; Pleosporales; Lindgomycetaceae
Exons: 2
Coding region: 239-5713 (1824 amino acids)
Source: RefSeq, a predicted model, not a curated record
GACCGGCGACACAGCAAAGAAGGUUAGCGAACUAGUAGAGUUUGUAAAGCAAGGUUCGGCCAAUAACCCCCUUGGAUCAAACGCUACACCAGGAUCAGCGUCGUUUCAACCAUCACCAGGAACAGGCCCCCUGACCCUAAAGAGUCGGGAUCUCAACCAGAAUAUCUCCGUCCCUAAGACGGGAGAUGGGACCAAGCCAUACUCUAGCCCCAAGGCAGCUGACUUCGUCAGCGACGAGAUGCUUAAAUUCUUGCGAAAGAUUAAGGACAGCGUUGCGGAAUCAGGCUGUGUGACUAUGGAAACUAAGACACUCGUCCGAGACCUUCGUGGCGAGGUUCUCGGAAUGGGUAGAGAACUCGCUCGCAAGGUUGACGAUGCGAUGCAAUCAGCGAAUUCUCAAGGCGCCAUUGAAUCCGGCCGACCCAACCAGGAGAUGAGUCUCAUCGUUCAAGAGGGUCUCUCAGAGAUCAAACAGCAUCUGGAUCAGGUGAUGCGUCAGAGGAGACGCCAAUCUACUUCUUCCACUAUGACCCGGAACACCGUCGACAGCAAUGAAGUGUACGAUGUUGUCAAGCAUGCUUUGGCAGAGCGUGGGCUUGAUCACUUCUCCGCACAAGGUGCACUUCUCGACAAAGAGGCCAUUAUUUCCGCAGUUCGGGAAGCACACGAAGCGUACAAGCCAGAAAUAGAAGUCCAGCAGUUUGGCCUUGAGCGAGAUGAAAUCCUUCAAUGCAUUAAGGAAGGUCUAGAAGAUUCCCGAGCACCUAGCGGUGCUACAAAGGAGGAAAUCAUGAAUAUUAUCCAGGAUUCAAUUCAGCACCUCAAACUUCCACCACCAAUCAAUGAAGCUCACGAGAUACGAGAGGAGGUGUUGAUGGCUGUGCGGGAAUGCCUUGACGAGUUCAAGCCUGCCCUGGUCCCCCAUACAUCCCAAGCGGAUAGCAUAUCCAGAGACUUCAUUUUGAACGCCAUCAGGGAAGGCCUGGUGAGUGCGGAUUUGAGUGGGCCCCGGGAGAUCGAGAUCAACCGAGACGACCUCUUUGAGGCUGUAAGGGCUGGCUUGGAAGGUUCACAACCGCAGAAUGAAGCGCACGGCAACGAAAUCUUGGGGCGCUUGCAGGGCCUAGUGGACAAAAUGCAUUUAGAGUUCAAGGCAUACUCCUCUGCCAAUGGCCGCGACACGGAACAGGUACUCGAUGCACUCCGGGAUGGGCUGGACAGCUUACGCGCCGAGAUCGAGAGCUACGUCGACAAAGCUCAGGAUGUCACUCAGAAAGAUGAACUCGUCGAAACGAUGCGUAACGAGCUUGAUCGCUUGCGAGUCGACGUCCAAGGAUUCGUGGCCGAAGGACCUCGCGGUGAUCAUGCCUGGAGCCGAGGUGACAUGGUUGGCUACAUCAAGUCCGAAUUCGAGCAUCUCCAUGAGGAGCUAAGUUCGCAAUUCUUGCCAGCUGCCAAGGACAAGGAACAGAUUCUGAGUGCACUCACUAUCGGCUUUGAAGACAUGAAAUCCCAAGUCGCAACCCGUGGCUUAGAUCUUGACUCUAACGAAGAGAUGAAUGAGGCCAUGAGGCAAGAAUUCGACCAAUUGAAGGAUGUCAUUCUUGGGGACGCUGCCAACCACAAGGACGAUGUUUUGGAAAAGCUACAGGUUGGAUUCGGUGAAUUGAGUGCGAAACUAGGCGAGAACCGCACGUUGGAGAAUUCUAAUGAGGAUAUCAUCUCCACGAUGAAGGAAGAAUUUGAUCAUUUACGAGAGACUCUGGGUGGGGCGUUGGUACGAUCCGGUGGCACGGCUGAGAAGGACGACAUUAUUGACGCAGUACGUGAACUCGUAGACGGUCUUCGUUCCCAGAUUGCAAUUUCACACGAUGAUGCCUCAAAGGAGAACCUCACCUCGAUCCAAGGAGAGUUGGAACAUUUGCGCGAGACUCUUGGAAACACGCUUGUCCGCUCUGGGGGGUCUGCCGACAAGGAAGAGAUCCUUGAAGCCCUGAAGUCCGGUUUAGAGGAGAUCAAGGAAAGCUCCGGAUCGAUGAGCAUCAAUCAAGAACUUGUUGAGGCAUUCCGUGGCGAGUUGGAGCAACUUCGUUCUUCUAAUGGGCUCACUCGCCAGCACUCCCGUGCUGAUACCGAAGAGGUCCUUGAAGCUGUUCGACUUGGCCUUGAUGACCUUCGAUCGCAUCUGGAAAAGAAGAUCGACAACCCUGACCGUCACAUGUCGGCAACCGGCGAGAUUCUCGACGCUUUGAAUGAAGGUCUUGAGGGCCUCCGGUCUGAUGUUACAAAAAUGGUUGAUAAGCCGGUCGAUAUGACCGUCUCCUACGAAAUCCUAGACACCCUCAAAGGUGGUCUUGCGAGCCUGCGCGAAGACGUCGAUAAACUGAAGGGUAGGAGGGUAGAGGAAGAGGAAGAGGAAGAGGAAGAGACAGUACCAACUGGCAACGAAGUUGUGCUUGCCGAAGAUCUCGAGGCCCCAAUCACCCGAGAUAUAGCUGUAGAUCCUCCACGCCGGAAUGAUCUAGAGAAGGUAGAAGUCAUGCUAGGGCAGCUCCAGAUCAAGGUGGAGGCCAUAGAUGCCAACUUUCAACAUGCACCGCCUGCUCCUGAAUCUAACGUCGCACCCGGAUCUGCAAUGCAAAGCGACCUCGUUGGGAUCGAGGAGUUGCUGAAGGAUCUUCAAGCCGCGGUUUUCCAACUCCAAGAUCGUGAGCAGCCUGCCCUUAAUAUGGAAGGAAUAGCGACCAAGGAAGAUACCGAUGCCAUUGAGACUCUUCUUGGGAACAUGAAAGCUAAGAUUGAGGAGAUUGCCGUCCCUGACCCUGCAACCACGAUCUCGAAAGAAAACCUUGAAGACAUCGAGCUAGUGGUUCAAACAACUUCAGAAGCGAUUGAAGCACUUUCAAAGAAGAUUGAAGAAGAAGGUGCCACCAAGGGAGAUGUCGCAGUGAUCCAGGUAAUUGCGGAUGACAUCAAGAAUGCGCUGGAUGAAAUGAAGUCUGCAAAGCUGGAGGAGACAGAGGAAGAAGUUGUUGAAAAAGCAACCAAAGCUGAUAUUGACAGUCUUGCCGUCCUCGUCUGCGAUAUUAAGGCCAAGAUCGAAGAGAUGAAGAUUCCUGAUGGAAAUGAACUUCCUUCUAAGGCCGACGUUGAGCAGCUCACUGGGCUCAUUCACGAUUUCCGCGACAGCCAUGACAAAAUGAAAGAUAGCUACGAAUCCGACAUCGCAAUUACUGCGAAGGCAUUUGAUGAUCGUAAGAAGGAGGCAGAGGAUCUUGUGGAGAGCAUGAAUGAUGUCAAGCUCGCGAUUGAUGAUAUUAAGGAGGAGAUCAAGACGAACCUCACUGAAGGUGGGCCGAUGGAAGGUCUCAGGGAUUCCUUCAAGAGUCUAGAGGACACAAUUGGAUCGAACUUUAGCAUCACCGCAGAUGUCAAAGAGCUCAUGGAAAUUGUUUCUCGUGAGUUUGAGCGGGCACAUGGUUCCAUCGAAGGGCUUCGAAAUGACCAAGAGGAGAGGUCGGCCCUGACUGCGGAGAAACACGACGAAGCCAAGGAUGCUAUCAUCGCCGGACUUGUCGAAACGAUCGACGACCGCUUCAAUACCCUCAUGGCAAAGUACGAUGAUGCACAGCUGCUUGCCGACGAGCAAGCUAAGGUCAUGAAGGAAAAGGCCGAGGAGCAGGAGAGGAUCUUGGAGAACACCAAGGGAAUGACUGACGAACUCCGUCUCACCAUGGAUACUCUCGGUGCAACCAUCACGGGUAUGAAGGAUCAAUUUGAGGAAGCAGCGCAGAAGCUGUCGGCAGAGUCUACUACUGUUAUCCAAAAGAUCGAUAGUGCCAUGGUGAAGCUCCAGGAGCAUCAGGAAGAUGGCAAGACGGAGCAUUCACAUACCCGAGAUGAGAUUGCUAAUGUCGAACGGAUCUUCAACGGCCUUCAGGACAACAUUACUGAAUAUCAUCCUAAGUUCAUGGUCACCCUUCGCGAGAUCCAAGCCUUGGUUAGUCAGCACUACGAGCAUUCACAGAAAGCCAAGGAAACUGCCGAUGAACAGACCCGCGUGUGGAAUGAGGAAGCUAAGGCACGUGCACAAGAGAUUUCAAACCACUUCUCCAAUAUACCGGCCCUCCUUCCAGCGCCACCUGCUGCCAUUGAAUCUGUCCAGAUAUACGACGAUAAGCAAGUCCAGGAAAAGCUCGACAAGCUCCUUGGUGAUGUCGACGAAGCCAAAAACUCUACCCCGCAACUUGAGCGUCUCGAUCAGAUCCACAAACAGGUCAUGGCCACCGCUGCUGAGGUCAGCGAGUUCGUUGCCAAACAAACUCAGCUCAUCACCGACGGGAACGAGACCAAGGAACGAGAGGCUGAAGAAAUUGCCCUGUUGGUUGAGCGUCGUCACGCGCAGAAGGAGCAACUCGAAGCUGACAUCCGGGGACUCAAGGAUGAGAGGGAGCGUGUUUUACAGGAACUGAAAGAGGAGAAAGACCGUGUCGUGCAAGAGCUCAAGGAUGAGAAGGAGCGCACCAUUCUCGAGGUCAAGGAAGAGAAGGACCAACUCCUCGCCAUCGUUGCAGCAUUGCAGGUCGAGCGCGAAAAUCUUGCUAACCAGAAGGUUCGGCUGACGGGUGAGGUCUCCUCUCUUCAUACGGCGCUUGAGAUUCGACGAGAAGAGCUACAUGUCAUGGACGCCAAGGCCGAUGCUCUGGAACGCAGGAUUCUGAACGGUAUCAUGGAUCACUCACGGGCCCUUAUGAUGUCUAAAGGAAGGAAGAACCCGGCCAAAGCCAAGAAGCGAAUGAGCGCAGAUGUCACAAGCGACGCUAGCAAGCUCAUGCCUCCUCCGAGCACCGCUGCGAGUGGCCUUUCCAUGGCGUUGAAAUCUCGCCCUGCCAUUCGCCGCAAUGGGCCGCCUCCCAACCCGGCCAGUCGUCGAAUUCACUCCCUUAGCCAGAUCAGUGGCAAUUCAUCAGCAGGAGCACAGACAUAUUCAAUACCCGGUAGCACGAUGUCUACUUCCGGAAACCUUAAACGCAGCCACUCUGUCAAGACCAACUACUUGCGUAAGAGUUCUUGGGCAGGUAGACCCAGCGUCGCAGAAGUCAACAAGGAAAACGAGACAUUGAGCGAGGAGAGCGAAACCGAGACUGAACAUACUCCAGCUCACUUAGCGAUUGAGGAUAACCAUUCCAUUGCCGAAGAAAAUCAUGAUGACAUGCACAGUGAGACCGGCACCGAGCGGCGAUAUAGCUACGGCACAGGGAGUUACGCUGAGAGCUAUGGUGAAGGCGAGACGCCUAGCGAAUACACGUACGCCUCUGGAUCCUCGUACAUGACAGGCAGCGAUGUUGAUCGUCGCACAUCCUACGGCUCCACUGUUCACUCCACGCUCCUGGGUGGUGCGGAAACCAUCGAUGAAGGCAGCGAAGACGAGGGUUCCGACCACUCUGACUACUCCGGCAAUGAGGAUGACACGGAAACAGGCCCCGUCCUACCAUCCGAGAUCACAGCGUCCGAAGUCUCGACUUCAGUCCUCGAUCCCACAGCCUCAGAAGUCGAGCGCGCAGUCGAGGAAGUCAAGAAAGAUCUGUGUCUCUACGCUUUGCCCAGUGAUUCAGGCGUGGGCACGGAUCUCGCGACUGCAGCGCUUGAACCUCCGGCUAGUGAUGCGGAUUAUUUCAGACGUGCAGCGGAGGAAGAGAGUACGGUUGGGUGAGUGAUGUGUAUGCGUGCCCCCGCGACAAUUAUGCGGUUUCAGGGGUCUGGUGAAAUUUUCUGCCGUCAGGGAUGCUUUGGCUUUGUUGGGGGUUUGGGAUAGUGGGUUGUUGUAGAGCCAGUUGGCUCACUUGGGGCUGAUUGGUAUGGAGUACGGUGGGUGGAUGGGACGGCGUUUAGCGGCAUUACUAUGGUUGGCUUUCAUGGUUUGUGGAUGGUCAGUGUUAUGAUUUGGACGAUGAGCAAAUUGUUAUUGUCCUG